Fusarium sp. VM40 is the source of this 1518-nucleotide messenger RNA. Lineage: Eukaryota; Fungi; Ascomycota; Sordariomycetes; Hypocreales; Nectriaceae. The record is from the annotation of a GenBank genome assembly.
AUGGUUCGCUUCACUCCCUUGGCAGCUUUGGCUCUGGUGCCUCUGGCUCAGGCGCGCUUCGACUGGUUAUUUGCACGAGACACCAUUGCUCAAUGUCCUCCUUGCCCAGUGAAUGGAGAGGCUCAAGACUGUUCUCAUACAGUAACAAUUACCAACCCGUCGGGCCCAUAUGAGACAGUCACUGUCUCGGAUCCCAAGGGUUCUUAUCAGACCGUCACAGUCACGGAACAUGGCGAGCCUGGCAAGACUAUCACCAUUACCCAGAACUACCAGAACCCCCAGACCAAGGUUGUGUACGUCAGCCAAGGCGAAACCAUCAACCUACCCGUCGAGACCGUCACCGUCACUCACCCUGGAAAGGUUGUCACUGUGACAAAGACUGAGACGGAGACCAAUGGCUAUACUGUUACCAAGAACGUUAACGGAUAUCCUGGAAACUCUAACGGCAACGGAUACCAACCAGGCCCUAAGACAGUUACCAUUAGCGCGGGACAUCCAGUUCCCAGUGCUGGAUCUCCUAACUACGAUGGGGGAGUUGUCACUAAGGUUAUCGGCGGUAACGAUAAGUAUCCCGACACCCACACGGUUACUGUGAUCAACGAUGGCGAGAUCAAGACAUUGACAUACACCGAUGGUAACUACAACACCGUUGCCAAGACUAUCACCGAGGACAAUGGUCACGAGGAGGUUGUGACUGUUACCGGCAGAGAUGAGUAUGAGGUUGUCAAGACUGUAACUGUGGACGAUGGCGGCAAGAAGAUCAUCAAGACCGUCACUGCUGAGAACACAAACAACUACAUUGUCACGAAGACCAUCCAGGAUGGCGACAAAUACCACACCGUCAUUGUCAAGCCCGAGCCGACUACCAGCAUCAUCACCAAAGAGAACGGCGACUAUAUCACUACUGUUAUCGAAGCCCCUCAAAGCUACACCCUGACAGCUCCAAUUCGUUACGGAUCUGCCGCUGUAACUGAUGAUGACUGCGAGACUUUUACAAGGACUGCAACUUACACCGGUAAGCCUGAGGUUGAGGUCAUUGUUUACGAUCCUGAGACUGGCGACUCGACUUGCACACAAGAAGACGGCUCAUCCUGCCACCCUGGGUAUGACAACGAUAAGACUGGUUAUGGCGACAAGGGCUCUCCUACCGGUGGCGACGACAACAAAGGUACCGACAACCCCAAGGAUCCUCAUGCUGGAGGCAACGACAAGGGUCACUAUGCCGACCCCAGCUACACAAAGGGCGGCCAAGGCGGCAGCGACAGCUACAACACCAGCCUACCUGUCUACACCAAGAUCCACACCUACGGCAAUGGCGAUACCUACACUGAGGUCCAUGGCGCCGAUCCUACAGGAUGUGACUCAGUUGCCAUCUCCACCAGCAUUGCAACUGUUUAUAACACCGUGGUUGUGACGGUUGAUGGCAGCUCUAGCCAGUAUGCUCCGCCAUCAAGCACCCCAGUAUCCAAGGGCCGGGCCGAAAGGAAGGCUCGCUCGCCUCUGUCUAUUCGGUGGUGA